Molecule: messenger RNA, 3045 nt
Organism: Yamadazyma tenuis ATCC 10573
Lineage: Eukaryota; Fungi; Ascomycota; Pichiomycetes; Serinales; Debaryomycetaceae
Gene: SEC8
Product: exocyst subunit
Biological process (GO): exocytosis; Golgi to plasma membrane transport
Cellular component (GO): exocyst
Source: RefSeq, a predicted model, not a curated record
AUGAGCAGAAGAAGAGCACUCAACACAGGCUACGGCGCCGAGCGCGGACCCGUGGCUCCAGCUUCAAGAACUUCCAAGACAAAGACAAAGACAAAGGAAUCGAUCUAUGAAUUGAAGGAAACGAUGAAUUAUAUCAAGUAUGAGUGGCCUCAAGUUUUGGAAGAAGAUGCAAACCCUAUUGAACUUGCCAUAUCUUUGCUUGACGAUUCAUCGGUUGGGUUAUCGCACAAAAUGUCCGAGUUUGAAGAGAUGAGUGAGAACACCACCACCGCCUUGCGGCGGGUAGUUAACGAUCAUUAUGACAUAUUCAAUACCAGCAUUGGUUCCUACCACUAUUUGUUAACCACAAGUAGGGACAACCAAAAAGACGCCAACGAAAUCAAGCAGAUGUUGGAGUCUACCACCAAAGAAAUCCACAACAAGUCGGACAUUUUACAGGAGUUGAACCAAACCUCAGUGAGAUACAGUGAGAUGAUUGAAAUAUUGGAUGCUAUGGAAUACAUGAACUCGAUUCCUGACAAGAUCGAUCAGUUGAUCUUGGAUAAGAAGAUUCACCAGGUCUACGACAUUAUAUCUCAAGGCUACACAACGGCUGCGACAUAUAACUUGUGGAACUUGAGUGCAAUGACAAGCAUCAAGAACUACUUGGACUUGCAGUCCAAUAACUUAUUUGACAUGAUAAUUGAUGAACUACAAAACGAAAUCUACCUCAAGAGCUCAGUUGUCGUGCAAGAAAGUAGUCCGUGGGAUAUGUUGAUCACGUCGAAUAAUAAUCCCAAGUUGGCAGGUUUCAAGACGUUUGUCACAAAACUGAGUCGGUUAGAGGAGUUCAUCUACAAUUCAGCCAAUUUGGAUUUGGCGGAGAUCAGUGAGUGUUUUAACGAAUUGAUCAAUGACUUUGUGUCAAACCAGCUUCCAGAGCUCUUGAAAACUACAUCUUCUAACUUGAAUUUGACCUUCGACUUAUCUGGAAGUUUCAAAAACUAUCAUUAUAUCUACCAAUUGUUGAUGACUGCUCAAAAACUAAAUAGAUUGAUGCCUGCCAUUACGAUUUUGACCCAGUCAAACCAACAGGAGUUCCAUGGUUUGUUGUAUAGAACCAUUGAAGAAAUCAAACUGAAAAAUAUGCAUGAAUUGAACAAAUUGAAGAAGAUUUUGGACUUUGAAAGUGAAUUUGAAGAUGAAUUGACUAGCUUCCAUGACUACUCGGUAAAAAUCUUGAAAGACUUGUUCAGUUCCGUCUUUGUGAAGGCAUUGAUGGUGCUACAGAAACAGAAGUUAAUCAGCGAAAUUGUAGCCAAGUUUGAUUUGACUUACGACUUCAAGACAAGUUGGACAGUUGUGAAAAAUGAAUUGUCCAGCUUGAUCUUAAACUACAUAUCCACCGAUUCGGAAUUGGUGGUCCAUAAAAACAAAUUGGCCAUGAAUGAGCUAUUCAAACUUGAUAAUGUCAAAUUCAAUAAGGAGCAAUUGAUGACCAAAUUCCCCAAUUUAAUCGAAGGAAGUGAGGAAUUUGGAAACUAUCAGACUGACUUUUUCAUCAAAAAUGAAGCAUUCCAAUCCAACUUGGAGGUGUUGGUUCCGGUUAACAUUUUCAACAUGAGAAUCAUCAUUGAUUUCUUUUUGAUUUUUGUUUCAAGUAUGAUCAACUUAAUGAGCACAGACCCAUCAAGACCCAUAAACCAAACAGCAGUUCAGUUCUUCGAGAACUUUAUGAAAAUUUCCUUUUUGCCAAAAUUAAGGGACAACUUUGACUCCAAAUUCAAUAUGAUCAUGGGUGCCUUUGAAGACGACAAUGUUGAUGAACUUAAUACCAACAGAGCUCCAGCAUUCAAGACCGACUUGAUGAAUUUGAACAACUCGAUGAUUUACCAAAACGCCUUUGAGUUCAAAAAAUUCUUCAUCUCUUUGUGCUACACGUUAAACACUUCUCUAACUUAUAGACAAGAGUUGAAUAAUUUGGUGUUACAAUUCUUGAGGAAAUUCCAUAUUUUGUAUUCCAACUUUUACAAAGGGUUGAUGGGUAAUACAAACACUAAGUUGAAUAGCUGGUUGAAGACGCCUGCUUUAAAUGACUUGUCAUCGUUGAUCAUCAAUGAAACAGGAGAAGUUAACCACCAAUUGGUUGAGAAAGAAAUAGAGAUCAUGUUACUAAAUGAUGAGAUGUUGGAAGUUACUAAAGAUGAAUUGUUUGACAACGAAUCUUUACAGCAGUUGUGCUAUUUGCUUUUGACGUCCAGCUGGAUCUUGAGCUGGUUGCCUAAUUUCAGGAAGGAAUCCAACUACAAUUAUGAAGAAGAUUUGACCUUGAUCGAAAAAUUGAAACAUGAUUGGAACUUUUUGGAGAAUGGGAAACGAGUCAUCAAUGACACGUCUCUGAACUCCAACCAGGCAAAUUUGAACUCCAGUAUCGACAAUUUAAAUGUCUAUUUGUCAUUGAACUCUGCCAAAUUCAAGGAAUUUAAUGAUGUAAUCUCGAACUUUGAAAAAAUAAGGCUACACUCAUUGAUUGUACUUAGAUAUGAGUUGAGAUUGAAAUCGAUCUUCUACAUAACCAGAUCGUUCAAGGAAACCGACUGGGUGUUGAAUAGCGAACCUGGGGAUUCAGAUCAGUUCGUGUCAAGAUACAACAAGGAGAUCUUUGCGAUGGAAAAUAGGUUGAAUAAUUAUUUGAGUGAAACAGAAAUGUCAAGAAUUUUUGUGGGAAUGUCAAGCUUCCUAGAUGAGUUGUUGAUCAAGGGAUCCAAGUUGAUCCAUAAAAUCAAUAACAACGGUAUUAAAAAGUUACUUGUGAACAUCUUUACAUUGCUGCAAAUGCUCAAGAACUUAAACAAGAGUAAUUUGGAGAUCGACUUCAAGAGGUCUUCGUAUUACUUUGAACUCUUCACUAUCAACGAGAAUCAGUUCCCCAGCAAGCUAUCCGGAUAUGAUGAGUCUGAGAAGGCCAAUUUGGUGAGGUUAUUGUACAGUGAAAAGUUGGCUGAUGGGAAUGGCUCCUCUUUCAAUAUAUCUAAGUAUAAUGAUCUCUUGGCCAAGGUUAAAUAG